AUGAGUGGAUGUCCUUUCUUCCAGAGGAAACAACUGUGUGCAAACAAACAGCAGAUGAAGGAAGAUGAGGAAGAUGUGGCUCAGAGCGGCAUUAACAAGGCCAGCAAAGGUGGCAUCGUCUACGGAGACUACCUGCAGCUGGAUAAGAUAAUGUCCUCUCAGCUGCUGCAGAGCACGCUGAAGGGAGACACCAUCCACGACGAACACCUGUUCAUCGUCACUCAUCAGGCCUAUGAACUGUGGUUUAAGCAGAUUCUCUGGGAGCUGGACUCAGUGAGAGAGAUUUUCAUAAGCGGACAUGUCCGUGACGAGCGCAACAUGCUGAAGGUCAACACCCGCAUUCACCGCAUCGUCAUGAUAUUCCGGCUGCUGGGCGACCAGUUCGCCGUGCUGGAGACCAUGACGGCCUUGGACUUCUUCGAUUUCAGGGAAUAUUUGGCACCAGCGUCGGGUUUCCAAAGCCUGCAGUUCCGGCUGUUGGAAAAUAAGAUCGGUGUUCCAGACAGCCAAAGGGUUCCCUACAACCGACGCCAUUACAGAGACAGCUUCCGGAGUGAAGAGACUGAACAGCUCCUCCAUUCAGAGAAGGAACCUAGUCUGUUGAAGUUGGUGGAGAAAUGGCUAGAGAGGACACCAGGUCUAGAACAGGAUGGAUUCGACUUCUGGGGGAAACUACAAACAAACAUUUUUGAGGGACUGAGGAGAGAGAGAGAGACAAUAGAGCAAAGGCCUGACUCUGAGAUGAAGGAAGAAAUGGGGGCAGAUCUGAACAAACAGAAGGAGAUCUUUGUGUCUCUGUUUGAUGAAAACAGACACAAGCACCUGCAGAGUAUAGGUCAGAGAAGACUGUCCUAUAAGGCACUACAGGGGGCCUUAAUGAUUUACUUCUACAGAGAGGAGCCUCGCUUCCAGGUUCCAUUUCAACUUCUCACGUCACUGAUGGACAUCGACACGCUCAUGACAAAAUGGAGAUACAACCACGUGUGUAUGGUGCACAGGAUGAUUGGUAGUAAGGCAGGAACCGGAGGAUCUUCAGGCUAUCACUACCUGCGCUCCACCGUCAGUGACCGCUAUAAGGUGUUCGUUGACCUGUUCAACCUGGCCACAUUCCUGGUGCCCAGAGCGUGGGUGCCUAAGCUGAAUCCCAACGAGCAUGCCUUCCUCUACAUAGCAGAGUGCUGCGACAGCUCCUACUGCAGCAGCGACGACUCUGACUAG
This is a messenger RNA of Electrophorus electricus (electric eel), 1218 nucleotides long. NCBI's taxonomy places the organism in Eukaryota, Metazoa, Chordata, Actinopteri, Gymnotiformes, Gymnotidae. The record is from RefSeq and is a predicted model, not a curated record.